Messenger RNA from Gigantopelta aegis, 663 nucleotides. Its product is annotated as receptor-type tyrosine-protein phosphatase C-like. The coding region runs from base 82 to 663 and encodes 193 amino acids. Gene Ontology annotation, biological process: protein dephosphorylation. Gene Ontology annotation, molecular function: protein tyrosine phosphatase activity. The transcript has 7 exons. The record is from RefSeq and is a predicted model, not a curated record. NCBI's taxonomy places the organism in Eukaryota, Metazoa, Mollusca, Gastropoda, Neomphalida, Peltospiridae.
UGAGCGGUGGUGUGGAAUACAGCAGUGUACAUGAACUGGUCUGCUUUACGUCUGCCAUGGUCUCCUGUGAUUGGAUAGACAAUGACCAAUGACAUUGUAGAACAGAAUGGGAGCUUGGGUAGCAAGCAAAACACCUUUCCAAACAUUACAGUGCCCUAUGCUGCUGAUGAUGUUGGGUUUGACAUGAACUAUCUGUACUGGAUCUUCCUGUGUAUUCUCAUGACUAUAUUCGGACUCUGUCUCGCUUCCUGCAAGUACCUCAGAGAUCAAUAUCAUAAUCCAGAGCUGAAACGAAAAAGAAAAGAAAAAUAUGAAGUGGAGACAAGAGCCAAGGAAGAAAAGGCGGUGUUAUCGGUGACCCCAGAACCGAUUCCCUCGUACCGCUUCCUGCACACCUUAUACAAGAAGAAGUCAGACAAACAGCUCAACAUUGAAGUACGGGCAAUUGUACACAACCAGGAGGAAUUCCCUUGUACAACAGCACUGUUACCAAGGAAUGCAGCUAAUAACAACAAACCUGAGAUCAUUACAUAUGACCAUAGCCGUGUAAUUUUGCGAGACAUGCCUCCAGGCUACAAUAAUGACUAUAUCAAUGCCAGCUUCAUUGAUGGGUACACAUUGACUAAAGAAUAUAUUGCAACACAAGGUGAGUGUAUUUACUGA